Phytomonas sp. EM1 is the source of this 1674-nucleotide messenger RNA. The record is from the annotation of a GenBank genome assembly. NCBI's taxonomy places the organism in Eukaryota, Euglenozoa, Kinetoplastea, Trypanosomatida, Trypanosomatidae.
AUGAAAAUUACAGUCGAUGUUGAACUCCAGGAGAUGGAGUUAGCGAGGGGCUCACGUGUACAACAAGCUUUAGAGUGCAUUAACCCCAAUGUUUAUAUUCGCAUGGUUACUGACAAAAUUUCUCUUUCAGCUCGCAUUAAGGAAGCUAUGGCAGAUAAAAAAUAUGAGCAGAUCACAGCUGAAAUUUUCGAACGCCUCAGUUUCACUCCUGUGUUUGAUGACUGUCUUGACAUUUUGUGCUCCGAUGUUUUUUUUAGUACACAGCGUUUCGAAGACGGAAAUUCCCUUCAACCUUUUAUUGCGGUUAUAUGCCGACUUCCAGAUCCUGCGAAGGAAAAGGUGAAAAACGAACUAUCUCAACGAAUAAUGAGCUUCCUUUCAAAACCCCAGAGACUGGAUUGCAGCAGGCGGCCUCUCUUACCCUAUGCAGAGACACUGGCGGCUAUGACAAAAUCCGAACUUUUGAGUCUUCGUAGCGUUGUGAUGACGAUUGUGCAGAUGAUCCGCCUGGAUGUUACUCGCACCGCCGGCAUAACUUGCCUUGGAAAGUUGGUGGAGGUCGCGUAUGAACCCCUUAGACAAUGCGAUUCGCAAACACUUGAGCUUCUUCGCACGACUGUGGCUACUGCACAGCGGGACGAUUCGUUCUUGUAUGAUGUAGAGUAUAUUAUGGAUGCAUUCGGAUGGUCACAAAACAAACCAGUACUUAGCAUGGUUCGGUCUAGUGCUCACCAUUCCCAUCUUAUUCUUUCCUUGGCAUAUUGUGGCGGCACGAACUAUCGGGAGGCGGUUGUCACCUCCUCGGUGGAUGGGACCAUCGGCACGUGGGAUCGAACCGGGACUCUCACUGAGAACAUUGUUCUCGCCAGACAUUAUGCUGCGUCGCUUGACCUUGCUAAUCGCGGCCGUACUCUGAUUGUUGGCAUGGUAUGCGCUAAUCCUAGCAUUCCACCGGCAGUAGUGUUGUAUAGCGAGGAGGGAAGCUCUCGGGAGUCCCACUGGGAGGAGAGCGGUGCAGUGGAGCCGAAAAGUGCCCGCUUUAUUACUUGUGUUCGGAGCCUUCGCAAUGCGGGGACCGUCCGUUUUGGUGUCGGCGUCAGCACUCCAACCUCCAACCCGUUGCUUCUGUAUGAUCGAACGCAGUUGGUGCAGGAGUAUCACGAUCAUUCCGAUAUCCUUACUGCCAUGCAUGUCCCUUCCGAUCGUGACACGACGAUUAUCACCGGUUCUCGUGAUCGCUCGAUUAUCAUUUACGAUGUCCGCACUCGUCAAAGCGUGUCAAGUGUGACGCACCACUACAGCUCUGUUUCUGCAAUCGGUACUUGCGGGGAUUACAUCUUCACCGGUGGGCUUGAUCGCCGCAUCGUAUUUGAUGACAUGCGCAUGUUAGGCCACCCUCUCGUGCGGGACAUGGAUAGUGCAGUGCUUAGCCUCUCCAUCAACAAUUCUAUGCAGUGUGCGGUGUCGACGUUGACGGGUAUAUAUCUUAUUUCCUUUUCAAAUGGGGGUCAUAUCCCGGCCACUUCUCGCGCUGAUAAUGGACCAAACGCAACUUCUUAUCACGCGAUUUCAUGGAAUAGUACAGGAAAUGUUCUGUAUGCGGCCGGUGAGAGCAUGUCUUUAGAUAUCUUUGCGCGAGCGUACACGGAUGGGGAUGCCUUUGAGGGAACUUAA